Molecule: messenger RNA, 1401 nt
Organism: Tetrahymena thermophila SB210
Lineage: Eukaryota; Ciliophora; Oligohymenophorea; Hymenostomatida; Tetrahymenidae
Exons: 1
Source: RefSeq, a predicted model, not a curated record
UUUAAGCAAGCAGCUUUUAACUAAAAAUAGAAUCAUUAUACAAAAAUUUUAAUGUCUACUUAUUUUCCUCAGAAUUUUACACCUAUUCUACCUAGGACACAAUAAAUUUAAAAUGAAACUUUUUUUAUUCAAGAAUUUUACAAUACUUUUAUUGAGAAAAUUAUAAAUGAGUUCGAUAUGAGUGGAGAAAUCAACCUAUAUUGGCACCAAUUAAAGUAGAAGAUUAGUGAAGAAAAAAAUUUUCAAUAGCUCUACAAAUACAUACUUAAUCUUGAAAUAAAGAAAAGGGAAUAAUCCAAGCAAGAUUUGUUCGAUCUUACCAAAUACAAUGCAGACUAUGCUCCAUCAUCUCAAGCCAUUUCUUCAUCAAAGUUACCAAAAGAAGAUGAACUGUUUAUUAAGAAAACUCCUACUAGCGUAAGAACAGUUUCAAUUCAAUUUGACAUGUUGAGUAAAAUGAAUAGCACCUAAUAAAAUGGCAGUGGCUAAAAAGAUAUUCAAUAAGUAGAAACAUCUUCUUAACAGAGUAGCCCAAAAUCUUUUUCCUAAAGACUACCUUCAUUAACAAUCCUUAAGAACAUUUCAUGCACAAACUAAAAAUACUCUAAUGAUAACCCUUAUGGAAAUUUUUCUCCCUAAAAUGCAAAUUCCUCAUUUUCUAAUAACAACUCACCAUAGCUAGGAGGCAAGAAUUGCUUUAAAAUUUUAGAAAAUAUCAGAAAAAGAAAUUCUUCACCUAGCUAUACUUAGUAUAUGUGUUUUUCACCUUUGUAAUAAAAACCUUUGUCUUAAGGCUUUGAUUCUAACUAUAAAACAUGUGCUAGCUAAAAAUAGUUGACCUUAGAAACCAUUACUGAUAUAACCCAAGAAAAAAACCAAAAAGAUUGUGAAAAAUCAUUUUCAAUUGUUAAUGAUAAGGAUAAUAAUAAUACUAAAUAAAAAGAAUAAAAAAAUAACAAGCUUAAGAGAUUUUCACCAUAACAAAUUAUUAGAAUGGGUUCUAUAAGAGAGGCUGAAGAUGAAGUAAUAGAAAACACUAAAGAUAAUGAAUAAAAGGAAUCUGUUUCUAAGAUGUUGGCAUUAGUAAUAUCUGCGAAAAAUACAUUUAAACUUGAUUCCGAAACAAUUAACCUUAUACACGGUAAAUUUUCUUUAGCCUACGCUUAAAACUGCAAGAAUUCAAUGGGUCAUGAGCAAUUUAAAGCUCAUGCUGAGUUCAAUAAUAAAAUUGCUCAAAUUGGUAUUGAUUAGCUAAAGAAGCCUACUCAUAAAUUAAAUAAUAACGAAUUUAACAUAGAAAUAAAUAAUAAAUACUAAAAUAAUAAUACAUUCCUAAUUCCAUAAUCUCCAAAAAAAAAAAAAAAUUCUACGCCAGUAAGGGAUAAAUAUUUUCCAAAAUGA